Euleptes europaea (tarantolino) is the source of this 942-nucleotide messenger RNA. It is a transcript of the gene CIPC, whose product is annotated as CLOCK interacting pacemaker. The record is from RefSeq and is a predicted model, not a curated record. Gene Ontology annotation, cellular component: nucleus. The coding region runs from base 1 to 942 and encodes 313 amino acids. The transcript is spliced from 3 exons. Gene Ontology annotation, biological process: negative regulation of circadian rhythm; negative regulation of DNA-templated transcription. NCBI's taxonomy places the organism in Eukaryota, Metazoa, Chordata, Lepidosauria, Squamata, Sphaerodactylidae.
AUGGCCAAGGCGGCUCCAGAUGGCAGCUUGCACUACCUGAGUUCAGCAGAAGCAGCCAACUCAGAGGAUGCUCUGAGAGCUCCAUGGCAGAGCCAAGCAGCUACAAGUAAUCCAUUGGCUGUGUUUUCUCCUGUGGCGAUAAUGAAAAACACAGUAGUCAAACGGGGAGGAAACUCAUCACAGUUUCAGUCUUGGACUGUACAGCCCUCACUGGAGACAAUUCCAACUCACCAGCCGCUGGUGGUUCUCCGUCCACCCAUUCCGUCUGCUGUAACCCUCCAAGCAGCUGGGGAAAAGAAAGACAGCUCUUCUGAUCUCCUGCCCAUCAUGAACUCCUGUGCAGAGAUAGCUCCACAACCCUACAAAAGGGGCCUGGAGGACAGAGGAGAAACCAGCAGGCAGAAGCGCCUUUGUUUCAACGGGACCGAUGCGUCCUCAGACCAGGUAAUUUCAUUGCCUUCUGGUCUUUGCCAUCGGGCACCACUGGCUUCGAGACCGCCACGGAACUUCCUUCGGCAGGACGUGCCAGGCAGAAACGCAGCAGUUGCUCAUGGAUUUCAGCACAUCUCCGUCGUUAAGCCAGAUGCUCUGGGUUGUGGCCCAGUGUCAUCUACACCUGCUUCCCCCGCAUCAGAAAGCCGAGCAUGGGAUGUGGUGCAGUCUGCAUCGUACCGCCCGCUUAUGGCGGGGAGGGCGCUCAGCAGCUCUUCAGACCUGCCACUGCAGCGGCCGAGCAAGAAUAAAUGCUUUCAGAACACGUUGGUGGUGCUGCAUACCUCCGGGCUGCUGGAGAUCAUGUUGAAAACCAGGAAGCUGACCAGUCAGAACCUGGUGACCCAGGCGGAGCUGGACCAGCUCAAGGAGCAAACACAGCUGUUCAUGGAAGCCCUGGAAGCUCCUCAGGCAUGGGCUGAACUGGAGGCCUCUAAUGCAAUCAGAUGA